This is a messenger RNA of Humulus lupulus (European hop), 2293 nucleotides long. RefSeq names its product DNA damage-repair/toleration protein DRT100-like. The transcript has a single exon. The record is from RefSeq and is a predicted model, not a curated record. Gene Ontology annotation, molecular function: protein binding. Lineage: Eukaryota; Viridiplantae; Streptophyta; Magnoliopsida; Rosales; Cannabaceae. The coding region runs from base 186 to 2117 and encodes 643 amino acids.
ACAAUCUGUAAAGACGACAAAAACGUGAGAAAACAAACAUUACAUUUUGACCUAUCCGGUGUUCUGUUUCUCUUCUCCGGAUUCUGAAAACUGAUACAGCACAAAGCCAACUUAAGCCUUAAACUCAAAGACUAAUUGUUCCAGUUAAAAUCCCAGAAACAGAUAGAUAGUGCUGAAAAUCUAAAAUGGGUAUUCACUGCUUCUGGGUUUUAGCAGUUCUCAUUAAUGUCUUCACUCUCGGCAAAGGACAGAGUAGCGUUAACGUUUCAUGCAACCCAGAUGACCUUGAAGCUUUAACCAGUUUCAAAUCUGGGAUUUCAUAUGAUUCUUCUGAUCGAUUGUCGAAGUGGGUCGAUGGUCUCAGUUGUUGCAAAUGGGAAGGAGUAGUAUGUGAUAAUGCCACUGGAAGAGUCACAGAGCUUCGUCUCCCAGGCUUCAUCUCAACCGAGGAGACUGUUUUCCAGUCCCAGAUGAAUGGUAACUUAUCUCCUUCGAUAACGCUUUUGUCUUCUCUUCAAGUUCUUGAUCUCAGUGGCCUCCUUGGGCUUUCUGGGUCAAUCCCAACUUCCAUUGGCCUUCAUCUUCCGAAUCUCACAGAGCUCGACCUUCACGGGAACAUCCUCACUGGUCAAGUUCCAGAAAGCAUUGGUAUGUUAUCUAAACUUGAGCAACUCGCUCUCCACGAGAAUGGGCUUUCCGGGUCACUCCCUUCUAGCCUGGGAAGCCUUAAAAAUCUCAGGAGUUUAUAUGUCAAUUCAAACAAAUUUUCGGGAGUGAUUCCAGAAGAUAUUUCGAAUUUGACACGUUUGGAAUAUUUAGAUCUUGAAGAGAAUUCUCUAACUGGUAAUAUUCCAGAGAGAAUUGGAAAUUUGCAGGCUCUGAAAGAGCUUGAUUUAUCCUCCAAUCUCUUGUCUGGGAAAAUCCCAUUAUCUGUAGCUGAUUUGAGCUCCAUUUCGGUUAUGUACUUAAACAACAACUCUCUCGAGGGUUCGAUUCCUUUUCCAUUGAGCUCAAACCAAAUGCAAUCACUAGGCUUUCUGAGACUUCAACUAAAUGGUCUCAGUGGGAAAAUCCCAGCAAUGUUUGGAAAUCUGGUUUCUCUGCAGAGAGUCUCUUUAAGUUAUAAUAAACUUGAAGGAGAGAUUCCUUCUAGUUUGGGUAAUUUGUCGUCUUUAUCAGAGCUUUAUCUGAGUGGAAAUCGAUUCACGGGUCGAAUUCCAGAAUCAUUCGGUCAGCUUUCUCAACUCUCACUAUUGGAUGUUUCUCAUAAUUUGAUUGAAGGGCCAUUACCUCUUCAAAUGUCUUCCCUCCAAAAUGUUGAAACUCUUGAUUUGUCAUUCAAUUCUCUAAACCUCUCCUCUAUCCCGAAAUGGCUUACUCAGCUUUCUUCAGUCUCUCGGAUUUACUUGGCGGGGUCUAGAAUUGAAGGAAAACUACCAGAGUUGUUGAAGACAAUUCCAAACCAAAUUCAGGAACUGGACUUAUCUGGUAACAGCAUCACUGGCUCAAUACCAACCUGGCUUGACAAACUGUCUAGCCUCUACCUACUGAACCUCUCCAGAAACUCACUCGAAUCAAAAAUCCCAGAUUCGAUAUCGAAUUUGCACAGACUAGGUGUUCUUGACCUUCAUUCAAACAAUCUCAGUGGAUCAAUCAGUCAAAUUUCUGACAUGGAUUUUUUAACAUUCGUAGACCUUUCUGAUAACAGUUUCACAAAUGGAAUAGAGGAAAUUGAACAUAGUGGAGGAGAGGGAAGGGAGCCUAUGAUUCAGUCGCUAAACUUGUCACAUAACCUUUUGAAAGGAAAAUUGCCAUCAACCAUUGGGAGAUUCAAGUCGUUGAAGAGUUUGGAUUUGAGCUCAAACGAGUUGAGUUCAGAGUUGCCAGAAGCUUUGUCAAAUCUGAGCUCAUUGCAGACAUUAAAGCUUCAGAAGAACAAGUUCACUGGCGAAAUUCCUGAUGAGUAUUUAAAGUUGAGAGAGUUGAAAGAGUUAGAUUUGUCAAAUAAUCUUCUGGUCGGGGAAAUUCCUGAUGGUAAACCACUGAGUAACUUUCCGGCGAGUACCUACUCUGGUAACAAAGGCUUAUGUGGGAAACCUCUCAUACCAUGUAAAUGAACACUAGUACUACAUAAGCUUUUUUUUUUUAAAAUACAUAUUUUAAUUAAUAUUUGAGAUACCUCUGCUCUACUACUCGUGUCAUGUUUCGAAAGAGUCCCGGUAUGUUUUUGAGAUUAUUUGCAAAUUUUAAAUGAGUAAUGUUUGGAAUAGACCUCAAUUAUAGUUUAUUUGCA